Molecule: messenger RNA, 714 nt
Organism: Parascedosporium putredinis
Lineage: Eukaryota; Fungi; Ascomycota; Sordariomycetes; Microascales; Microascaceae
Source: the annotation of a GenBank genome assembly
AUGGUUAUCUUCAAGAAACGAAGCCCUUUAAGCGGCUUCUUCGGAAAGAAGGAGGCUGAAGAUGCGUCUGAACUGGCACACAACCAGCAAACCCCUAGCCUCCCGAAAUGGAGCUUCGGGGUCUUGAAUGACAAAGAAACGGUAGAAGUACCAGGAUCCGUCCUCCUCCUCGCCAACGACCGAAACGCCCCUCUCGGUCUUCACCACGCCCGAGCAAGGACAUCCGUAUCGUCAUUCCCCACCGACCUCGAGUACAGCUCGCAACGGCCGAGCGUAGGACCUCGAACGCACUCCGCCGCAAGCCGCGUGACGGUCAAAAAGACGGAAGACGGAAGGAUCAUCCUGGAGCCGCAGCCCGACGACUCCGUCAACGACCCCCUCAACUGGCCCAUGUGGCGGCGGGACGCGGCCCUCCUCGCUCUCGGCUUCUACUGCAUGAUUGGUGGCGGUGUCACGCCGAUGUUGGCUGCGGGUUUCGGCGACGUUUCCCGGGAAUACGACGUGCCGAUGGAAACGGUGGCGCUCACCGCCGGGCUGUGUAUGCUCGGCCUGGGCGUGGGUUCCGUUCUCGCCUCGCCCACCGCCAUUUUGUAUGGGAAGCGACCCGUGUAUAUCGUCAGUGCUUGCGUCGUCAUCCUGUCUUCAAUCUGGUGUGCCCUUUCUCCGUCUUUUGCGUCUCUUGUCGUGGCUCGGAUCGUCCAGGGAUGGCGUUGA